Coregonus sp. 'balchen' is the source of this 11217-nucleotide messenger RNA. The record is from the annotation of a GenBank genome assembly. Lineage: Eukaryota; Metazoa; Chordata; Actinopteri; Salmoniformes; Salmonidae.
AUGACUGAAGUAUGUUCCCUGCUCUGUCAGGAGGCGAAAAUCAUGGUUGUGCCGUGCCCCAGUGUCCAGCCCAUCGAGGAGGCCCUGGAGGACUGCACGCGUAACGUGGUUCCCAUCAUGCUCUACGCCCUCAACCAGGAUGCCCUCACUGCCGAGCAGGUGGCCGACCUGAGUAAAGUCAAAGAGACGCUCCCCUUCCCCAUCUUCUUCAUCCGUAUCCCCGCCACCCCACCCGAUGCCUCCCCCGAGCCCAGCCGGCGCCUGGAGAAGGAGAGGGAGAAGAGCCCCCUUUACAAGCAGCUGCUGUCCCUAGGCUUUCUCAGCACCCCAGUGGGGAACUGUUCCUGCGGAGCUCCCUCCCAGACGCCCAGCCUGGCCACCAAGCCCCAGAGCGUCCUGGGGGAGGCCUUUGAGAGGCUACAGCGCCUCCUGGUGGCCUUCACCCGCCAGGUGCUCCAAUACCAGCAUGUGGAGGCUGCUAACCUGCUCAACGGGGUGCACUGCCGCUGCCUCGACCUCUUCAUCAAACAGGUCAGUAGAGGGACUUCUGUGUGGUAAACAAUCAAUCAAUCAAUUAGCUAAUCAAAUUAAAUCUAUAUAGCGUCACAAUGUGUAACAGAAACUUGUUUAAUUGGAAGUAGAGAGAAAUUAUAGUGGUGGCAGAGACUGACUUUUCCUCCUCUCCCUGGCUACAGGCCUUUGACAUGCAGAGGGACCUGCAGAUCACGCCGCGGCGGCUAGAGUACACGCGGGAGAAGGAGGGCGAGCUGUUCACCUCCCUGAUGGCCAUCGCCAACCGCAAGCAGGAGGAGAUGAAGGAGAUGAUUGUGGAGACGCUGAACAGCAUGAAGGAACAGCUGCUGGAGGAUGCUGCCAACCUGGAGUUCACAGGUACACUGCCUGACACAGGCCUAAGGUCAAAGAUCAACUAAAGACUGAUGCUGCCAAAUGUCUCUGAGAUAAUAGCAUACCAUAGCUGUACUACUGACCCAAAACUGACUUUCAGUUGGUGAUUGAUGACACUGAGUUGACAAGACACAAGCUUGAGGUGACCUGUGUAGUAACUCAGUAAAAGGACCUGAAUCGUGAAUAUCAGACAUACAGCUGACACAAUAAGUAGAUGCAACCAAAGUCACAAUUAGUUGCAAAAUGCACAAGUGUCCUCAUCAAAUGGUUGGCAUGGUGGGGGGGGGGAGAGGAGAGGGAGAGCCAGUGCAGUCAGCAGCAGGUGAUAUGUCACUGUGAAAUUUCACCACGCUUUCGAACUACAUUCUUUCACUCACGCUUUCAUUCAAUGUAUCUUUCUCUCUUUCUCAGACAUCAUAGUGGCGACCAAUGGAGAGCCUGUUACUUCGAAGGAUAUAAAAUCUUGCAUCCACCAGAUCCAGGAGCUGAUAGUUGUGAGGUUAAACCAGGCGGUGGCCAACAAGCUGAUCAGCUCUGUGGACUACCUGAGAGAGAGCUUCGUAGGAACCAUGGAGCGCUGUCUAAACAGCCUGGAGAAGUCCAACAUGGAGUCCUCCGUCCACAACGUCACCUCCAACCACCUCAAACAGGUCUGUGUAAAGUCACAACAUUGGCUAAGACAACAUAAAAGACAAUGUAUGUAAUUACAUUUUUCCCACGAGACAGUUGCUCGAACUUAAAAUGUAAUAACAACAUCUUGUUCUGUUUUCUCUCCAUCUCUCUUCCUGUCCUGGUCAGAUCCUUAAUGCUGCCUAUCACGUGGAGGUGACCUUCCAUUCAGGAUCCUCUGUUACGAGACUCGUCUGGGAGCAGAUCAAACAAGUAACCAUUCCCAGUCAAGCAUCAGGAAUCGGAUUAAAUUGUAGUGCUUUGGAAUAACAACAACCUUGAUUUAUGUCAUUAGCAAAAUAGCAAAAUGCUAGUGUACUUUAUCCCCCUCUCGCUCUCUCUCUCCCUUCUCCCCUCUUUCUCCUCCCCUAUGAAGAUCAUCCAGAGGAUAACGUUUGUGAACCCUCCUGCCAUCACACCAGAGUGGAAGAGAAAUGUGGCCCAGGAUGCCAUAGAGAGCCUGAGUGCUGCCAAGCUGGCUAAGAGUAUCUGCUCCCAGUUCAGAACACGCCUCAACAGCUCCCACGACGCCUUCGCUGCCUCACUGCGACAGGUACACUAACCCGGCCUCGGCUAACCUUUUUGUCUCAAACUCUAAACGUAGUUUGUUAUGCACCUUCACGUUCUCCAUCUGGUGCCCUCUUCUCUAUUGCACUUUUCCUCCAAAGGAGGUUUUGUCUUGGCUACUUCUUUCUUUCCCAGCAGAAAAAACGGUUUGAAAUUAUGUUAAAAUGGCAUUCUUUCAACCAGUUUCUUGUUGUAACAAUGAUGACAUUUCAAUCAGUUUUGCCAUGUUCUGUUCACCCUAGGUAUUGGGACUCUCAACCUGCUUACUUGCAAUGUCUCACUUAAGCCACUCAGCAGUCAUGGCUUUUGUGUUACAACAAGUCUGAUUUUCAGCUUGAGCUUCUUUGUCUUUUGAUAUCAAUGAUCCAAUUGCUGUGAGGGUUGUCCCCACAUGACUGACAAUGUGAUUGUCAUUAUUGAUGAAGACGCUCAGUGUUUCUUUUAUGAUGCUCUUAUGUUAUGUGGAGGAGUGUCAUAAACAUUUGUUGGAGCAUUCUGAGAAGCUGUGUGUUUUUGUACAUUUUCCGAUGAGAUUUCAACCAAUGACGUGUAUGUGUAGCUGGAGGAGGGUCACACGGGGCGGUUGGAGCGUACUGAGGACCUGUGGCUGCGUGUGAGGAAGGACCACGCCCCACGGCUGGCCCGCUUGUCUCUGGAGAGCCGCUCCCUCCGAGACGUGCUGCUGCAUGGUGAGACACACACACACACACACAUACUCUCUCUCUCUCAUACACACACGCUCAUACAUACAGUGCCUUCGGAAAGUAUUCAGACGCCUUUACUUUUUUCACAUUUUGUUAUGUUACAACCUUAUUCUAAAAUUGAUUUUUCUUUAAAAAUCUCAGCAAUCUACACACAAUACCCCAUAAUGACAAAGCAAAAACCGUUUUUUAGGAAUUUUUGCUAAUGUAUUAAAAAGUAAAAACCAAUACCUUAUUUACAUAAGUAUUCAGACCCUUUGCUAUGAGACUCGAAAUUGAGCUCAGCUGCAUCCUAUUUCCAUUGAUCAUCCUUGAGAUGUUUCUACAACUUGAUUGGAGACCACCUAUGGUAAAUUCAAUUGAUUGGACAUGAUUUGGAAAGGCACACACCUGUCUAUAUAAGGUCCCACAGUUGACAGUGCAUGUCAGAGCAAAAACCAAGCUGUGAGGUCGAAGAAAUUGUCCGUAGAGCUCCAAGACACGAUUGUGUUGAGGCACAGAUCUGGGGAAUGGUACCAACAAAUAUCUGCAACAUUGAAGGUCCCCAAGAACACAGUGGCCUCCAUCAUUCUUAAAUGGAAGAAGUUUGGAACCACCAAGGCUCUUCCUAGAGCUGGCCGCCUGGUCAAACUGAGCAAUCGGGGGAGAAGGGCCUUGACAAAGAACCAGAUGGUCACUCUUACAGAGCUCUAGAGUUACUCUGUGGAGAUGGGAGAAACUUCCAGAAGGACAACCAUCUCUGCAGCACUCCACCAAUUAGGCCUUUAUGGUAGAGUGGCCAGACGGACAACACUCCUCAGUAAAAGGCAAAUGAAACAAGGUUCUCUGGUCUGAUGAAACCAAGACUGAACUCUUUGGCCUGAAUGUCAAGCGUCACGUCUGGAGGAAACCUGGCACCAUCUCUACGGUGAAGCAUGGUGGUGGCAUCAUGCUGUGGGGAUGUUUUUCAACAGCAAGGACUGGGAGAAUAGUCAGGAUCGAGGAAAAGAUCAACGGCGCAAAGUACAGAGAGAUCCUUGAUGACACCCUGCUCAGGACCUCAGACUGGGGCGAAGGUUCACCUUCCAACAGGACAACGACCCUAAGCACAGAGCCAAGACAACGCAGGAGUGGUUUCUGGACAAGUCUCUGAAUGUCCUUGAGUGGCCCAGCCAGAGCCCGGACUUGAACCCGAUCCAACAUCUCUGGAGAGACCUGAAAAUAGCUGUGCAGCAACGCUCCCCAUCCAACCUAACAGAGAUUGAGAGGAUCUGCAGAGAAGAAUGGGAGAAACUCCCCAAAUACAGGUGUGCCAAACUUGUAGCGUCAUACCCAAGAAGACUCGAUGCUGUAAUCGCUACCAAAGGUGCUUCAACAAAGUACUGAGUAAAGGGUCUGAUUACUUAUGUAAAUGUGAUAUUUCAGUUUUAUAUUUGUAAUACAUGUGCAAACAUUUCUACAAACCUGUUUUUGCUUUGUCAUUAUGGGGUAUUGUGUGUAGAUUGAUGAGAAGAAAAAAAACGAUGUAAUACAUUUUAUGAAUAAAGCUGUAACGUAACAAAAUGUGGAAAAAGUCAAGGGGUCUGAAUACUUUCCGAAGCCACUGUACAUACAAACGCACCCGCCCGCAAUUGCUAAUAACUCAUCCACAACCGCCCGACUAUAUGUGAAAAUCUGAGGCCAGCACCCAACUCAAACCCGCAAAUAUAGAAAAUACGAUAUAGGCUACAGUCAAAGUGAUUUUGUCGGAGUGAUUUUUUGACAGGGGGUGAAGGAUUUUCUUUGGCCUGAUUUAGAUAUGUUUCUGCUUAUAAUUUCCGACACUUUGGUAGGCUAUUUGUUAGUCAAUUUGUCUAUAAUUAGAUACAUGCAGCUUCUCUUCUGUCAUUAUAUGUUGCUCUAGAAGACUAAAUAAACCCUUGCUCACCAGAAUGUCAUUAAUCCAUAGAAUGAAUGCUUCAGUCUAGUUGACGUCGUCGGUAAAGUUUUCUGUUAUCAUCUUUUGUGGCGCAAAGACGUUUAGGGACCGGGGAGAAAAUGCAAUAACUAAAAAAAAACGGGAAAGAUUUUCUGUGCAAAAUUUCAAAAUUACAACAGUUUGACCGGUUGUAAGGAAAUGGAAAGCUGUGAAAACGACCCAACAUGUUGGAUAAGAUUUAGGUUUGGCUUGGAUGCAUAUGUUAUGUGGAUGAAAUAAUAUCAGCUUUUAUGAUGCUGAUAAAGAUAACAUCUCUACAGAUGGUAUCUAACUGAGCAUUCACAUUUUGUCAAGAUGCUGAAAGAAAGAAAUCAUAUUUCUCCACUCCUGUUCCCGAGUCAACAUUUUGCCUACAUUUGGUGUAUAAUUUUACUGCAAGAAAUGCUUAAUUCUGCAGGCUAUGUGAGCGGUUAUAGACCUACAGUCAGUCUCCAGAUUUCAGUUUCCAUUUAACCCAUCUGAACAGUAGGCUACAGUUAUCUUGAUGUGCCAUAGGCCUAUUUGAAGUUCACGUCUUGUGACUGUCAAAUUUCUAUAGCGCCUCACAAUCAUCACACAUAACAUAGACGGCACUGCUAUCAUCCUCUUUUACCACUUCACCAAAUAUUUCCCAAACAUUACUUUUCUGUCCCUCCCUUCUCUUUAUGUUCAACUCUCCUUUUGCAGCUUUUCACAUAUUGAGUUAAGCUCAGACCUUUUUGCCUUUGUGGAUUGACAAACUUUUUCUACCUUUUCCCAAAAGUAUUUGCCGAUUGGCGUUUAGGCUAUUUGGCGUGCGUACAGUUAGGCCCUAAAGCUUAGCCUUAUGUACUAGUGCCAGAUAUCCUAAAAUAAUGAAAGAAAAACCUCAAUGUACACUAUAAAUUGCACAAUAAUUAUAUAUUUAUGUAUUUUGAGGUAUUGUUUUCUCUUUAUUCAAUCCGCCCUUCAUCCACACAAUAUUUAAUGACCCUAAACCUGUCCGCCCCGCGGAUAUAACCGUGGGGACUGCGGGUUAUGAGUUGUGCGUCACAUGCACACACCAGGAUUUCCGUUAAGAAAAUGUGCCGCCGGACAUUUGACCGGCAGCAUUUUAAUUUACCGGACAAUAUACAUUUUACCGGACCAAGGGUGUGUAACCUGAUUAGGGCUUCCACCACGGUGCUCAGAAUUACAGAAAUCAUAUUUAGAUUAUGGUAAUUCAUCUUAACAGAACAUGCAACUCGAAGAUGCAACAGUGUGCUUCCUUCUUACCGAAUUCCAAUGCGCACUUUGAAGAUGUUAGAAUAACUGUCCACGUUUACUUUUCCUCAGCCAACAAGACGAGUAACGAACAGCAAAAUCACUAGCCUAUGUCAAUCUACAAUCCCCUAUGGUAGAAAAGUUGACCUAUUCUAUUGGUCAGCUUGUUGUUCUGUGCAAGAAAGAAAUGGCCUAUUCCAAACAGACUCUGGGACAGUUGUUGGAUGAUAGAUCCCAAAUUGAUAAACUAUUAUUUAUUCACAUAAGUGCAGCAAUGCGCACAAGGCAGUAGCCUACGUGUUCGUUCCAUAAUGCAAUUAGUGGAAAAACACUGAAAAAGCACACUGCACAUGCCAGCGGUUUCAUGUGACAGAGAUGAAAAUACGUUAAAAAUGUAGAUCUAAAGAUGCAACAACUGGUGUGGGUUGCUAAUAUGACUAGGUUUGACAUUUGGCUACUGGACAAUGACAGAAAGUUGAUUUUGAAAACCAAUAGAACAUGAGGCAACUGGAUUCAAUGGCAUAUGGACGUCUUUAUAAACUAAUUUUGGCUAGGCUACUUUGAAGCAAGGUAAGACAUGCCUCAUAAUAUGAAGUAAAAUGUUCAGGUUUCAAACAAUUUAAGUAUGGUUUCAAAAUGCAAAGUGAUGUGAUGAACUGAAGCCUGCUUAACAUUGCCUAUGCACUUGAAGGGCGAAUGGGAAGCGUGCUUCAAUUACCAGUUGAGAAAUAAAAAUGGUAGCUAAUUUUAAUCGUGACCAUUAACUUUUCUUAACAAACGGUUGCAUUUAGAAUUUUUGUGCAAUGAUGCCUAUAAAAGCACGUUUCACUCCAGCAGUGUGAGGAGCUGUAGCAGCAGCUCUCGCGCUCCAACAAUGUUCCACUCAAAUAUAGGCUCUGUAUGCUGUGCGCGUGUGAUAAAUAAGAUGCAUUACAACUAAUAAAAAUACACACACGGCAAUUUAAUGGCACCAAAUUAUGCAAAUUAACCUAUAGACGAUAAGCCUGACCGGCAGUUAAAUGUAUUUACAUUGACUAGUAUUUCCAACCAUGAAUAGGCAAAAACUAUAUAUUUUGUAAUGGGAUUUUUUUUCUUUUUUCUCCCGGACAAUUUUUUGAUCAGCCAAGAAACGGAAACCCUGACGCGCGCACACACAGUGUACAAAACAUUAGGAACACCUGCUCUUUCCAUGACAGACUGACAAGGUGAAUCCAGGUGAAAGUUAUGAUCCCUUAUUGAUGUCACCUGUUAAAUCCACUUCAAUCAGUGUAGAUGAAGGGGAGGAGACAGGUUAAAUAAUCAUUUUAAAGCCUUGAGUCAAUUGAGACAUGGAUUGUGUACAUGUGCCAUUCAGAGGGUGAAUGGGAAGACAAAAUAAUUGUGCCUUUUGAACGGGGUAUGGUAGUAGGUGCCUGGCGCAUCGGUUUGAGUGUCAACAACUGCAACGCUGCUGGGUUUUCACACUCAAUAGUUUCCCGUGUGUAUCAAGAAUGGUUCACCACCCAAAGGACAUCCAGCCAACUUGACACAACUGUGGAAAAAAGCUUUCGACACCUUAUAGUCCAUUCCCCGAAGAGCAAAAGGGGGUGCAAGUCGGUCCCCUGUAGCUCAGUUGGUAGAGCAUGGCGCUUGUAACGCCAGGGUUGUGGGUUCGUUUCCCACGGGGGGCCAGUAUGAAAAUGUAUGCACUCACUUAACUGUAAGUCGCUCUGGAUAAGAGCGUCUGCUAAAUGACUAAAAUGUAAGUCAAUACUAGUAAGGUGUUCCUAAUGUUUUGUACACUCAGUGUGUGUAUAUACAGUACCAGUCAGAAGUUUGGACACCUACUCAUUCCAGGGUGUUUCUUUAUUUUGACUACUUUCUACAUUGUAGAAUAAUAGUGAAGACAUAAACUAUGAAAUAACACAUCUGGAAUCAUGUAGUAACCAAAAAAGUGUUAAACAAAUCAAAAUAUAUAUUUUAUAUUUGAGAUUCUUCAAAGUAGCCACCCUUUGCCUUGAUGACAGCUUUGCACACUCUUGGCAUUCUCUCAACCAGCUUCCUGAGGUAGUCACCUGGAAUGGAUUUCAAUUAACAGGUGUGCCUUGUUAUAAGUUAACUUGUGGAAUUUCUUUCCUUCUUAAUGCUUUUGAGCCAAUCAGUUGUGUUGUGACAAGGUAGGGGUGGUAUACAGAAGAUAGCCCUAUUUGGUAAAAGACCAAGUCCAUAUUAUGGCAAGAACAGCUCAUAUUAGCAAAGAGAAAUGACAGUCCAUCAUUACUUUAAGACAUGAAGGUCAGUCAAUCCGGAAAAUGUGCAGUUGCAAAAACCAUCAAGCGCUAUGAUGAAACUGGCUCUUAUGAGGACUACGACAGGAAAGGAAGACCCAGAGUUACCUCUGCUGCAGAGGAUAAGUUCAUUAGUUACCAGCCUCAGAAAUUGCAGCCCAAAUAAAUGCUUCACAGAGUUCAAGUAACAGACACAUCUCAAGACUGUGUGAAUCAGGCCUUCAUGGUCGAAUUGCUGCAAAUAAAUCACUACUAAAGGAUCAAGAAGAGACUUGCUUGGGCCAAGAAACACGAGCAAUGGACAUUAGACCGGUGGAAAUCUGUCCUUUGGUCCGAGGAGUCCAAAUUUGAGAUUGUUGGUUCCAACUGCUGUGUCUUUGUGAGACGCAGAGUAGGUAAACAGAAGAUCUCCGCAUGUGUGGUUCCCACCGUGAAGUAUGGAAGAGGAGGUGUGGGGGUGCUUUGCUGGUUACACUGUCUGUGAUUUAUUUAGAAUUCAAGGCACACUUAACCAGCAUGGCUACCACCACAUUCUGCAGCGAUACGCCAUCCCAUCUGGUUUGCGCUUAGUGGGACUAUCAUUAGUUUUUCAGCAGGACAAUGACCCAACACACCUUCAGGCUGUGUAAGGGCUAUUUGACCAAGAAGGAGAGUGAUGAAGUGCUGCAUCAGAUAACCUGGCCUCCACAAUCACCCGACCUUAACCCAGUUGAGAUGGUUUGGGAUGAGUUGGACCGCAGAGUGAAGAAAAUGCAGCCAACAAGUGCUCAGCAUAUGUGGGAACUCCUUCAAGACUGUUGGAAAAGCAUUCCAGGUGAAGCUGGUUGAGAGAAUGCCAAGAGUGUGCAAAGCUGUCAAGGCAAAGGGUGGCUACUUUGAAGAAUCUCAAAUCUCAAAUAUAUAUUUUGAUUUGUUUAACACUUUUUUAGUUACUACAUGAUUCCAGAUGUGUUAUUUCAUAGUUUAUGUCUUCACUAUUAUUCUACAAUGUAGAAAAUGGUAAAAAUAAAGAAUAACCCUGGAAUGAGUAGGUGUGUCCAAAUACAUUCGGAAUGUAUUCAGACCCAUCGACUUUUUCCACAUUUAGUUACAUUACAGCCUUUUUCUAAAAUUGAUUAAAUUGUGUUCCCCCCCUCAAUCUACACACAAUAACCAUAUUGAAAAGGAAAAACAGAUUUUUAGAAAUGUUUGCAAAUGUAUUAAAAAUAAUAAUAACUGAAAUGUACAUAAGUAUUCAGACCCUUUACUCAGUACUUUGAUAAAUAACCUUUUGCAGCGAUUGCAGCCUUGAGUCUUCUUGGGUAUGACGCUACAAGCUUGGCACACCUGUAUUUGGGGAGUUUCUCCCAUUUCUUCUCUGCAGAUCCUAUCAAGAUCUGUCAGGCUGGAUGGGGAGCGUCGCUGCACAGCUAUUUUCAGGUCUCUCCAGUGAUGUUCGAUCGUGUUCAAGUCCGGGCUCUGGCUGGGCCACUCAAGGACAUUCAGAGACUUGUCCCGAAGCCACUCCUGCGUUGUUUUGGCUGUUUGCUUAGGGUCGUUGGCAGGUGAACCUUCGCCCCAGUCUGAGGUCAUGAGUGGUCGUUAGCAGGUUUUCAUAAAGGAUUUCUCUGUACUUUGCUCCUUUCAUCUUUGCCUCGAUCCUGACUAGUCUCCCUGCCGUUGAAAAACAUCCCCACAGCAUGAUGCUGCCACCACCGUGCUUCACCUUAGGGAUGGUGCCAGGUUUCCUCCAGACGUGACGCUUGGCAUUCAGGCCAAAGAGAAACAAUAUUGGUUUCAUCAGACCAGAGAAUCUUGUUUCUCAUGGUCUGAGAGUCCUUUAGGUGCCUUUUGGCAAACUCCAAGUGUGCUGGCAUGUGCCUUUACUGAGGAGUGACUUCCGUCUGGCCACUACCAUAAAGGCCAGAUUUGUGGAGUGCUGCAGAGAUGGUUGUCCUUCUGGAAGGUUCUCCAAUCUCCACAAAGGAACUCUGGAGCUCUGUAAGAGUGACCAUCGGGUUCUUGGUCACCUCCCUGACCAAGGCCCUUCUCCCCUGAUUGCUCAGUUUGGCCAGGCAGCCAGCAUUACGAAGAGUCUUGGUGGUUCCAAACUUCUUCCAUUUAAGAAUGAUGGAGGCCACUGUGUUCUUGGGGACCUUCAAUGCUGCAGAAAUGUUUUGGUACCCUUCCUCAGAUCUGUGCCUCGACACAAUCCUGUCUUGGAGCUCUACGGACAAUUCCUUCGACAUCAUGGCUUGUGUUUGCUCUGACAUGCACUGUCAACUGUGGGACCUUAUAUAGACAGGUGUGUUCCUUUCCAAAUCAUGUCCAAUCAAUUGAAUUUACCACAGGUGGACUUCAAUCAAGUUGUAGAAACAUCUCAAGGAUGAUCAAUGGAAACAGGAUGCACCUGAGCUCAAUUUCAAGUGUCAUUACAAAGGGUCUGAAUACUUAUGUAAAUACAUUUUUUUUAUAUACAUUUCCAAAAAAUUCUAAAAACCUGUUUUUGCUUUGGCAUUAUGGGUUAUUUUGUGUAGAUUGAUUAAAAAUAUAUAAAAUCUCAAUUUUAGAACAAGGCUGUGACGUAACAAAAUGUGGAAAAAGUCAAGGGGUCUGGAUACUUUUCGAAUGCACUGUAAAUAUACAUACACACACAACCUGCUCUUUCUACUGGGUUCUGGCACUAACAGCAUACACUCUGCCAGGGCUCUCCUCUCUCACAUGCUGAAAAGUCCUAGAACGCAUGCCAAUCACAAUAAAACAAAUCUCUGUAUGUUUCUUCGUCUUUCUGGCAGGCAAGCCCAAGCUUGGCCGAGAGCUGGGGCGGGGUCAGUAUGGAGUGGUCUAUCUGUGUGAAAGCUGGGGGGGACGCUACCCCUGCGCUCUGAAGUCUGUGGUACCGCCCGACGACAAGCACUGGAACGAUUUGGCUCUAGAGUUUCACUACACC